AUGGGUUUCAAUGAUCAGACAUUCCAUGAUCAGUCGUGGAUGCUGACAGAUUCGGCGUUUCCAAACACCUUCCAACCAGCGAGCUCAUUCACUGGUACAAACAAGCUCGACUUCCUCGCUUCGGCCGUCCAAAGUGAAAUCUUGCGACCAAUCACAUCGACUUUGGCCGGUUCAAGCUCGGCAUCUGCCGCUAGAGCUGAAGCUCAAGCUUGUAUAUGCAAAUGGUACGUCGGUCUGAAGCGAUUCCUCAACUUCCCAAGUUACCUCAAUCUACGAAGUGCUUGGGAGUACAUGAAAACCUUACAAACCCACAUCAGUGCGUUGCAUGAGGGUAAGAAACCGCAUAAAUGUCGGUUCUGCGACUUUACAUGCGCCGACUCGAGUAACCUGAGCAAGCAUGAGAGGACACAUCAGACUCUCCGACCCUACAGGUGUCCACACCUAAACUGCACCUUCAAGCCCGACUGCCGGUGGGAGAACCUAAAACGACACCUGCGUCGUUCAGGCCACUGCCCACAACUACUGGUAGAAACAAGCGAAGAGUACAAGUCCUAUCGCGAAGGCGUACGACACGAGAUCGACGAGUGGCAUAAGCGGAACGAAGAUGGUGGCCUAGGAAAGACCGGUAGGAGGAAGGGCAGAGCGUAG
Molecule: messenger RNA, 648 nt
Organism: Alternaria atra
Lineage: Eukaryota; Fungi; Ascomycota; Dothideomycetes; Pleosporales; Pleosporaceae
Exons: 3
Coding region: 1-648 (215 amino acids)
Biological process (GO): regulation of transcription by RNA polymerase II
Molecular function (GO): DNA-binding transcription factor activity; RNA polymerase II cis-regulatory region sequence-specific DNA binding
Source: RefSeq, a predicted model, not a curated record